Pichia kudriavzevii is the source of this 2733-nucleotide messenger RNA. RefSeq lists its product as uncharacterized. The transcript has a single exon. The record is from RefSeq and is a predicted model, not a curated record. The coding region runs from base 1 to 2733 and encodes 910 amino acids. Gene Ontology annotation, cellular component: P-body. Gene Ontology annotation, molecular function: RNA binding. Gene Ontology annotation, biological process: deadenylation-dependent decapping of nuclear-transcribed mRNA; P-body assembly. Lineage: Eukaryota; Fungi; Ascomycota; Pichiomycetes; Pichiales; Pichiaceae.
AUGUCGUUCUUUGGAUUUGAUCCCAUGGCUCCACCGGGCGGCCCUGAUAAGCCUGAGACCCUGGACUUCAACGAUCUCGAAGAAGACGAUGCCUUAAACGAUGAGACCUUUGGUGCAGUAGCAGUUUCCAACCUGAAGGACGAUUUUGAUUUUUCAUUAGGAGGAAACAGCGGUGCUAAACAACAGACAUCACUGAAACCAGCUCCAGCACCAGCUCCAGUAGCACAGAACAGCGUGUCGUAUGCGUCGGCAGCACAGACUAAGGUGGAUGAUAUCUUACAACCAAUGGCUUCUCUUUGGACCGAUGAAAAACCAGCAUCUACCGACAAUGCCAACACACCCACCUCCGACAAUACACGUGUUUUAACUUUGGAAGAAAUUGAGGCAAAAUUGAGGACUCAGAAGACACCUAUCCAGCAGCAGCAGCAGCAGCAGCCACAUCAACAACAACAGCAUAACAUUGUUGCAGGUAACAACAUGGCACAGUUUCAAUUGCCACCGUACGUUACUCAAAUGUUAAUGCAACCCACUGUUCAACAACAGAUUAUGGCGGCAGUUUCAUCUGGUAGAUUUGCUAACAUCCAGAUUGCCACCCAGGCGAUGAUCCAGAUGUUAUUAUCUGGUCCAAAUCCAAUGAUGCAAAUGCCUCCUCAAUAUGGUGUCCAGAAUGGCAUGAAUUAUAUGCAUAGUAUGGGUAUGCAACAGGUACCACCACCACCACAACAACAACAACAACAAAAUCAAAACCAACAACAGAUGCAGAUGCAACAAAUGCAACAAAUGCAACAAAUGCAACAAAUGCAACAGCACGGUCAGCCACAACAACCGAACCUUCCAACUGAACAGCUUCCACAGCAGUAUCAACAAUUACCUAACGUUCAACAACAUCCGAAUCCGCAAAAUUCAACGGUAAACAACCAACAGCCUCAGCAGCAACACGUCACCCAAUUACAACAAAAGGGUCAAAACAUUCAACAUCAACAACCACAUCCAAUCAACGUCGAACAGAAGAUUGAUUUGAACUCUUUCCCAUCAAUUGAAGUUGCGAGUGCCAAGGGUAAUGGUCACGUCAACCAUGAUGAUGCUAACAUCGAAGUGAACUCUGAGUCAGAUGGGGAAAGAGCGGACCUCCCAAAAACACAGUCUAAUCACCAACACCAUAUGAAUCAGUACCAUAAUCAACGUUUUGCUCACAAUAACCAAUUUCAUAAUAACUACAAGCAAAAGUCCCACAUGCAAAGACAGCAACAAUUACAGCUGCAACUGGCCAAUAUGUCACCCGAACAACGUGAUCACUUUUUGUCCAGGCAAGAGAAAGUUCAGAAAAUCACUAGAUGUUCUGGUUUUAUGACACCAAAAGAUAAAGAUUUUGUGACUAGGUUUCAAUUGUCUCAGAUUGUUACUGAUGACCCAUACAAUGAAGAUUUCUAUAGCCAAGUUUACAAGGUUUUGAAUUCAGCCAAUGGCGAAAACAAUAUGAAUUCUUUGGCACAGAAGUAUCUUGAACAAUCUGGCCAUAGACUUGGAGGUAGAUCCAAGAGAGCAGAUAUUGCUCUUCAAAGGAUGCAACAACAAGUUUCUAAGGCUGUUUCGGUUGCCAAAGAAAGAGGUGAAAGUACUGGUAUCUUAACUAAAGCAGGUGCACUAGGUAAAGUUUCAUUUGGUAAUGGUAAACAACCAAGAAGGCAAUUGAUUAUCCACAACCAAGAGAGCGAACAGGAUGAUAAAGCCAGUACCAAAGCUAACACGAAAAAGGAGAUAGUUUUGCCUAAGGAAUUCACCUUUUCCAAGUCUGCAAGAACCUUCCAACUAUCAAUAAUUGAAAAAAUCUACAAUGAGGUCUUGAAAUUAGAAUCUCUUGAAAGAGAAAAUCAACAAUAUGAAACUAGCCAACUAUGGAAAUCUUUGCAUAUCAAUGAUGUUAUUAAGACAUCUGCUGGUGAGGUUAUGAACCCAUUUAUUUCCAUUUUAAGUUAUGAUAAGAUGAUGAAGUUAUUUGAUAGAAUGUUCCAUUUUUUCACACCAGAACAAAAGCUCGAAUUGACAUCUCAACUGUUUCUCCAUCUCCAAGAUUUGGAUGUCAUUAGAAAGGGAUCUUACCAGAACUACAGUGCAAAUAAUUAUGAAAUUCCAAAUGAGGUUAGCAAAAAAAUCGAUUUAUUCCAAAUUGCAGUUUUGAAGGGAUUGGUGUUCUAUUUGAGUGAAUCAAACUUUUCGUAUGUUUUAACUUGGCUGAAUACCCUAGUAACAUCCAAGACUAUUCUUUUCAUAGUUACUACCAAAAUUGGCUUAUCUUUAAUUACAGUUCUAAUAUCCAGAUUGGAAUUGAUUAAGCAAGAGUUUGGAAGUUCUAUCAGUGCACAAGAACUCUCCCAAUGGCAAACCGUAUAUGAUCAAUUAUUCCAGUGUCUGGAAGGCAGGCUAUCAACUUGCUUCCCGCCAUAUAUUUCUCAUGAUGAGGCCAGAAAAGUUACAAAUAAGGACUCGAACGAUGAUGGAUCUUAUGUCUGGCAAUUUUUAGCUUCAUUGACAUUGACAGGCCAACUAAACCACCAAAGAAUUAUUGUUGAUGAAGUCAGAAAUGAGAUUUUCGGUGUUAUGGCUGUUGCAAAGGAGCUAAAGUCUAAAGGAGAAUUAGAUAGUGCUUCUAGAUAUUUGGAUAAUUUGAACUUGUUCUUGAAUGCCAUGGGAUUGGUUGCAACAGAGGAUGACAUCUCACAACUGAACGAAUAA